AUGACACAUUUACAUCGCAUCAAACGCAAGAUAUCGCCAGAAAAUGGUUUGCUUGAUAUUAUGCGAUAUUCGCAAUGGUUAGACUAUCUGUUGCUUAUUACUGGUAUACUACUUCAUAUUGUGAACGGGGCUCUUGCGCCAUUUAGUUCUUUCAUACUGAAAGGAAUUUGCGAUACUCUGAUAUCUGGUGAACGGAACUACACGCAUGGAGAGCUGAAUAUGGAUAACUUUACUGCUGAUAUGUUACACCAUUGCGACUUAUAUCUGAAACUGGGUCUAGCUCUUCUUGCGAUUGGAUAUUUUUCAAAUGCCUCUCUAUACAUCUUAUGUGAACGAAGAAUAAAAUGUAUUCGUGAAAAAUAUCUGCAAGCAGUAAUGAGUCAGGACAUGGCAUGGUUUGAUAUGCAGCAAGCAGGUGCAUUGACGGGGAAAAUAAGCAGUGGAAUUGAACGGAUCAGAGAUGGAGUGGGUGACAAGCUCGGUUUGGUAUUUUCUGGUGUAGGAGCAUUUGUUAGUGGAGUUUCACUCGGUCUUUACAUGAGUUGGCAGAUGACUCUAGUGACUUUACUCACGGUACCUUUACUGCUCUUAGCAACGGUCAUAUCCGCCAGUCAACUCUCAAAAGCCUCAAGACUGGAAGUGGAUGCGUAUUCCAAUGCUGAUGCGUUGGCCACUGAAGUGAUUGCUGGUAUACGUACUGUCAUGGCCUUCAAUGGUCAAUUCGAGGAAAUUAAACGCUACGAGAAGGAGUUGCACAAAGCUCAGAAGCUUGGCAUAGAGAAAGCUAGAAUUCUUGCUAUGUGCACUGCACUCCCGCUUUCUCUACUGUUCUUCGCAACGGCCGUUUGUUUCUGGUAUGGGACAAAACUGGUACUUGAGGGAACUAUGACACCGGGUUCCAUUUUCGGUGUUUUUUGGGCCGUACAAGUCGGCACGCGAAGAUUAGGAGAAAGCAAUUCUCAAAUGGGAGCAAUCAUCCGUGCAAAGCUAGCUCUUGCUGAUAUUUUCGCAAUCAUUGACAGGGCUCCAAAAAUCGAAUGCACACAAGUAGAUAGGUUGACACCACACAAGGCUGAUGGACACAUUGCUUUGAAAAACGUGUAUUUCUCUUAUCCGACAAGACCAUCAGUACAAGCGUUGAAAAAUGUGAGCUUCGAAGUGAAAAGGGGAGAAACAAUCGCUUUGGUGGGGCACUCCGGAUGCGGUAAAACGACAAUGGUUUCGUUACUGUUGCGCUACUACGAACAAAAUGGCGGUCAGAUAUACCUUGACAAUGUUCCGCUUCGUGACUACAAUAUCAAAUGGUUACGAAACAUUAUUGGUGUUGUACAGCAAGAACCUGUCAUAUUUGCGGCUACUGUAGCUGACAAUAUUCGAAUGGGAGACAACUCGUUGACCUACAAGGACAUAGAAGAGGCUUGUAGAUUAGCCAAUGCUCUCAGCUUUAUCAAGAAGCUUAGCCAAGGAUUCGACACCCUCAUUGGUGCAGGUGCUGUGCAGCUCUCCGGCGGCCAAAAACAACGAAUCGCCAUCGCUCGCGUGUUAGUUCGAAAACCACAAAUUUUGGUACUAGAUGAGGCAACAAGCGCGCUAGAUUCGGAAAGCGAGCAUGCGGUACAAGAGGCACUCGAAGACGAUAGAAAAAACCGUACUACAAUUUGCAUCGUUCAUAGGCUUUCUACUGUAAAAAAUGCUGACAAAAUCUUGGUUUUUGAUCGAGGGUGCAUAGUGGAAGCAGAGCUGUUGGCUAUCAAUAACGGAGUGUACAGCAACAUGGUGAAAGCCCAAAAUUUGGCCAACGAAAAAGGAAACACGAUGACUGAUGAAGCGAACAGUGUAGACGACAGCGUAUGCGACAUCGAAGUCGAACCUGGUGUGAAUGUGAGGCUCAGAAAAGAGUCUCCAUCAGCUUUGCGCCAAAAACCCGUACACGUAUCGAUGAGGAAAUCCUUUCACCGCGAUGCAAACUCGAGUUUUCCAUACAAAGUUUUGGUGGAAGAAACCACGAAAGCAUCAUUCCGCGAUAUUCUCUUGUAUGCGAAGCCGGAACUUCCGAUGGCCUUUGGGGCAUUUAUCAUAACAAUAAUUCGUGGAUAUUCGUGGCCAAUUUUUUCGGUCAUUUACGGCAGACUGUUUUUACUGCUGUCAACCCCUGAUCCAGCAAUCAUGGCACACGAUAGCAUCAUCAAUUCCUUCUUAUUGCUUUUGUUAGCUAUUGCAACAGGAGUAACUACGCACUACUCCGGCUACCUUUUUGGGGUUGUAGGAGAGAGAGUGGCGAUGCGUUUGAGAAUGGAUGUCUUCAAGAAUCUCAUGAGUCAGGAUGCAACGUACUUCGAUGAUCCAAAGCACGAUGUAGGAGUGCUGACUUCACGAUUAUCUGUAGAUGCGCCAAACGUUCAAGUAGCCAUCGACCACAGAUUUGCCACAGUAUUACAAGGAGUUUGUUCGCUAAUAGGCGGCCUUAUCGUGUCUUUUUACUACGGCUGGAAUGUUGCGCUUUGCGGCAUAGUCAUUGGACUUAUGCUAGCAAUCGCUCAGACGAGUUUGGAGAGGUACCUCAAAAUCAAAGGAGAAGAGGAUGUUGACUCAGCAAUAACAGCUAACAGAAUUAUUGCUGAGUCGAUUUCAAAUACAAAAGCAAUACAAGCGCUAUGCAGAGAGGACUACAUGUUCAGAAGAUACACUGCUGCUUCAAAAGAACCCUACAAAAGGGCACUGAUUAGAGGCCUUUGGCAGUCGCUCAACUUUGGAGUGGCGAAUUGCUUUUUUACCGUGAACUUCGCCAUAACAUUCACUUACGGAGUUUAUUUGAUUAGAAACGGAUGGAGUACGCCUUUCAGAGUAUUUGAAGUCAGCCAAGCCCUGAACAUGACUGGCGUUAUGAUGGCUGCUUCAUAUUUUCCCGAGUACAUUCGAGCUAGAAUCUCCGCCGGUAUUAUGUUUAUGAUGAUGAGAACAAGAGCAAGGAUUAACAAUAUGUGGAAGGAAGGCAAAAAACCAGAGAUAAAAGGUAAUAUCGUUUUGAACGAUGUCUAUUUUGCAUACCCAAACAGACCAGAAGCCCCUGUUCUACAUGGCAUGAAUCUCAGUGCAAAACCUGGUCAAACAAUCGCUCUUGUUGGUGUCAGCGGAUGCGGAAAAAGCACAAUAGUUCAAUUAUUGGAGCGCUAUUAUGAUGUUCAACGCGGUGAAGUGUGCGUUGACAACCACAACGUACGCGAUCUCUCACUCCGCCACCUUAGAGACAAUAUGGCCGUGGUUGGACAAGAGCCGAUGCUGUUCAACAUGACAAUACGUGAUAACAUCACAUAUGGGAUGGACAACUGUACGCAAUCGAAAAUGGAAGAUGCGGCUCGUCUGGCUAAUAUACAUGAUUUCAUAGUAACGUUACCAAAGGGCUAUGACACAGUAAUCGGCGAUAAGGGAAAUCUGCUCUCAAUUGGUCAAAAGCAACGAAUAGCGAUAGCUCGAGCAAUCGUGAGAGAUCCUAAAAUUUUACUUCUGGAUGAAGCUACAAGUGCGUUGGACUCCGAGAGUGAGAAGUUGGUGCAAGAAGCUCUAGACAAGGCACGACAAGGGCGAACAUGCUUGAUGAUUGCUCAUCGAUUAUCGACAAUACAGAAUGCCGAUCAAAUCAUCGUAUGUUCUGAUGGUCAAGUUGCCGAGCAAGGAACGCAUCAAACUUUACUAGCAAAAAGAGGAAUUUACUAUAAGCUGGUUCAGCGUCAAAACAGAUAAUCGAAUAGUUAAUACUGCCUAAUUUUAUGUAUUGUAUAUUGCAGUCAAAUAUAUCACACAUGGUAGAAUUCAUA
Messenger RNA from Cylicocyclus nassatus, 3815 nucleotides. The record is from the annotation of a GenBank genome assembly. Lineage: Eukaryota; Metazoa; Nematoda; Chromadorea; Rhabditida; Strongylidae.